AAGUAGCGCUCCAUGCCGCGAAAACAGUGAAGCAGGCCAAGAUGGCGGACUGAGCGGUUGUUGCUUUUCGGGGCAGGUUUCAAAAUGACGACCUUUUUCGCCAAUUAAGAUUCGAAUUCACCAUUACAUACCCCACAAUUAAUCUAAUCCCAUGUAAUGGAAGUUGAGUUUGUAACGGCUGGUGUGUUACCUGAAGUGAAGACGAGAUAGAAGAUGGACGACUACUGCUAUGCUAAGAUGGCGACGUCAUGUCAAAGACAACAUGAAAGAGAAUCAGAAACUUCCAGAAAAUCACCAACGGAGAUAAAGACAAAACCUGCAGAUGGAGACGUCCAGCAGCUGAUUGGUCAUCCAGAAGAACGUUCCACUCAGUCAGGAGGGAGCUCCACUUUGUCUCCAGAGCCACCCCACAUUAAAGAGGAAGAGGAGGAACUCUGGAUCACUCAGGAGGGAGACUGUCUCCGAGGACCGCAGGAGGCUGACUAUGAAGACAAUCCACGAGGAGACAACCUCUUCUCUUCGUCAGAUAGUGAGGCUGAAGACGAGGAUGAAGAAGCUUUGAACAGCGAUACAGACUAUGAAGACAUCCAGCAGCUGAUUGGUCAUCCAGAAGAACUUCCCCCUCAGUCAGGAGUGAAGUCCACUUUGAGGCCGGAGACUCCACAGUCACCCCACAUUAAAAAGGAAGAGGAGGAACUCUGGAUCACUCAGGAAAGAGAGUGUCUUCUAGGACCGCAGGAGGCUGAUCUCACCAAGUUUCCACUGAGCAUUCUCUCUGUGAAGACUGAAGACGAUGAAGAGAAACCACAACCAGACAACCUCUUAGCUCCCCUGUCCGAUAGUGAGGCUGAAGACGGGAGUGAAGAACCUUUGAGCAGCGAAACGGACUCCGACGGGCGCAGCGAAGCAGACAGUGAAGGUGACAUGAGAACUCACACUGGCAAAAAACACUUCAAAUGCUCUAAAAAGAAGAUAGACAAAAGAUGUUUCAGCUGCUCGUCUUGUGCUAAAAGCUUUAUUAGACCGGCUGAAUUGGAGCAACACAUGAGAACGCACACAGGAGAAAAACCAUUUGUUUGUUCAGUUUGCGGUAAAAGCUUCUCUCAAAAAGGCAAUUUGGCUCAGCACAUGGUCACACACACAGGAGAAAAAACAUUCGGUUGUUCUGUUUGCGCCAAAACCUUUUCCUACAAGACCAAUUUGACUCAACACAUGAGAACACACACAGGAGAGAAAACAUUUUAUUGUUCAGUUUGUGGUAAAAACUUUUCUCACAAGAGCAGCUUGACUCUGCACAUGACAAUACACACGGGGAAAAAACCGUUUACUUGUAUAGUUUGUAGUCAAAGCUUUGCUCAAAAGAGAACUUUGAUUCAACACAAGGUAACGCACACAGGGGAAAAACCUUUUGCUUGCUCAGUUUGUGGCAACCGCUUUUCUCAAAAGGGCAGUUUGACUGCGCACAUGAGAACACACACAGGUCAAAAACCAUUUAAUUGUUCCGUUUGUGGACAAAGCUUUUCUCAAAAGAGAACUUUGACUCAUCACAUGAGAACACACACCGGAGAAAAACCAUUUAAUUGCCAGGUUUGCGGCAAAUGCUUUUCGCAAAAGAGAACUUUGACUCAACAUCAGAGAACGCACACAGGAGAAAAACCAUUCAGCUGUUCACUGUGCGACAAAGCCUUUUCUCAAAACGGCAGCUUGACUUUACACAUGAGAACUCACACAGGAACAAAACCAUAUGAAUGCUUAGUUUGUGGCAAAAGUUUUUCUCAGAAGAGAAACAUGACUCAACAUAUAAGAACGCAUACGGGGGAGAAACCAUUUUGUUGCUCGGUUUGCGGCAAAUGCUUUUCUCAGAAAAAUAAAUUUAACCAACACGUGAGAGGACACGCCGAAUAUUUAAUUGCUCAGUCUGAGGUGAAAGAUUCCACCAUAACUCUCACUGGGGAGAAAUUGUAGUCCUCUUCUGCUAUGCUUUUACCGCCUUCAAAAUGUCCGACUUUGAACACCAUUAACAUGAAUCGAUCUGCCUGAAAGUACACAUUCCAGGUCGCCUGGUGUUCAUGUUUUGUGUCUGCAGACCAACCUCAUAUGAUGACUGAGUACAAAAAAUGUUCACAAGUUGCAGCCACGUUUUUUCAACCAUCAAAAUGUAGGACCGAUAAUGUUUUGCAAUUCUUGUCCUGACUCUUCAAAGAUUCCUUUUUAGAGAUAAUGUACACUUCACUGCACUUGUAACACAUUAUAAUGUUGCUGAGCAUGAUAUAACAAUUCUGAGUGUUGGGUUUCAGCAGCACAGGCGUGCAUGCGUGCUUUAAAGGGGAACAUUAUCACCAGACCUAUGUAAGAGUCAAUAUAUACCUUGAUGUUCCAGGAAAAAGACCAUAUGUUUUUUUAAAGGGGAACAUUAUCACAAUUUCAAAAGGGUUAAAAACAAUAAAAAUCAGUUCCCACUGGCAUGUUGUGUUUUUUGAAAUUUUUUUCAAAAUUUUACCAGUCUCCGAAUAUCCCUAAAAAAAGCUUUAAAGUGCUUGAUUUUCGCUAUUUGCAAUGCGACUAUCCAUUUCCCUGUGACGUCACACAGUGCUGCCAAUGUAAACAAACAAUGGCGAAUAGCACAGCAAAAUAUAGCGACAUUAGCUCGAAUUCAGACUCGGAUUUCAGCGACUUAAGCGAUUCAACAGAUUACGCAUGUAUUGAAACAGAUGGUCGGAGUAUGAAAGUAUUGAAGAAGAAACUGAAGCUAUUGAGCGAAUAGCUAUUGACGCUAUUCAUAGCCAUAGCAUGGCCAAAUAGCUGCGUUAGCAUCGCCGGUAAAAUGUGCGGACCAAACGAUCAGGACUUUCGCAUCUCUUGACACUAGAGCAACUUAAAUCCGUCGAUUAGUAAGUGUUUUUUUCGCAUUGAAUGUGGGUGGAAGGAAACGUAAUAUAGUUGCAAAUGCAUCUGCAGGUUAUCCAUACAUCUCUGUGCCAUGUCUGCUUUAGCACCGCCGCUAAAUAGCAUGUAAGCAUCGAUUAGCGUAGCAUGUUAGUAUCGAUUAGCUGGCAGUCACGCCGCAACCAAAUAUGUCUGAUUAGCACAAAAGUCAAAAAACAACACUCACCUUUGUGAUUUCGUUGACUUUAUCGUUGCAAAUGCAUCUGCAGGUUAUCCAUACAUCUCUGUGCCAUGUCUGUCAUCGCCGGUCAAAUGUGGAGACACUCUGGCACAUUCAAUGGGGGUCUGGCGGCAGACACUUUGGCAUCUUCGGGCCAGUGGUGCAACUUGAAUCCCUCCCUGUUAGUGUUGUUACACCCUCCGACAACACACCGACGAGGCAUGAUGUCUCCAAGGUUCCAAAAAAUAGUCGAAAAAACGGAAAAUAACAGAGCUGAGACCCAAUGUUUACAAUGUGUUGAAAAUGAAAAUGGCGGCUGUAUUACCUCGGCGACGUCACAUUCUGACGUCAUCGCCUCCAGCGCGAUAAACAGAAAGGCGUUUUUAAUUCGCCAAAAUUCACCCAUUUAGAGUUCGGAAAUCGGUUAAAAAAAUAGAUGGUCUUUUUUCUGCACCAUCAAGGUAUAUAUUGACGCUUACAUCGGUCUGCUGAUAAUGUUCCCCUUUAACCGAUUUCCGAACUCUAAAAGGGUGAAUUUGGCAAUUUAAACGCCUUUCAAUUGAUAGCCUGUCGGAGCGAUGACCUUUCACCCGUGAUGUCACAACAUGAAGCAACCCGCCAUUUUCUCAAUCUCAUUACACACACCAAGUCAAAUCAGCUCGAUCAUUUUCCGUUUUUUCGACUGUUUUCCCGUACCUUGGAGACAUCAUGCCUCGUGGGUGUGUUGUCGGAGGUUGUAACAACACUAACAGGGAGGGAUUCAAGUUGCACCACUGGCCAAAAGAUGCGAAAGUCCCUCGUUGGUUCCGCACACUUUACCGACGACAGCUAUGCUACGACAGAGAUGGCAAGAAUGUGUGGAUAUCCUGCGACACUCAAAGCAGAUGCAUUUCCAACGAUAAAGUCAAAGAAAUCUGCAAUAUUGGAAAAUAGACCACCACUGAAUCUGCCGGAGUGCCUUGGGAGCUAUUCAGGGUCGACGGCAGUCUGUUCCCGCAGACGAGCGAGGUAAACCCCCUGGAUGUCUUGUCUAAGACUUGAUAUAUGCCACUUCUUUUUCUGUCUCAUUUUGUCCACCAAACUUAUAACGUUGUGCAUGAAUGCACAAAGGUGAGUUUUGUUGAUGUUAUUGACUUAUGUGGAGUGUGCUAAUCAGACAUAUUUGGUCACGGCAUGACUGCAAGCUAAUCAAUGCUAACAUGCUAUUUAGGCUAGCUGUAUGUACAUAUUGCGUCAAUAUGCCUUAUUUGUAGCUAUAUUUGCAUCCAGCCUUUCCCUCCGCCCAUAUUUAAUGCCAAACAAACACAUACCAAUUGUUGGUUAGAAGGCGAUUGCCAAAUUUGGCUCAAUAGCUUCAGUUUCUUCUUCAAUUUCAUUUUCGCUACCUGCCUCCAUACUAUAACCAUCCGUUUCAAUACAUGCGUAAUCUGUUGAAUUGCUUACGCCGCUGAAAUCCGAGUCUGAAUCCGAGCUAAUAUCGCUAUACCUUUCUGUGCUACCCGCCAUGUUUGUUUCUGGUUGUUUCACGCUGUGACGUCACAGGAUAAUGGACGAGUGGAUAUACCGAUCAGGCACUUUGAAGCCGUUUUUCGGGAUAUUGUGUGAUGGGUAAAAUUCUGGGAAAAACUUCGAAAAAUAAAAACAAGUCCCUGGGAACUGAUUUUUAUUGGUUUUAACCCUUCAGAAAUUGUGAUAAGGUUCCCAGGGCUCUGUGUGCGUGCAGGCUGCUUUUAAGAUAAUGUACAUGUCAUUGUUUGUCUACUAUAUCAAAAUAAACACGAUAGGAGAUGUAA
This is a messenger RNA of Nerophis ophidion (straightnose pipefish), 4899 nucleotides long. RefSeq names its product gastrula zinc finger protein XlCGF57.1-like. The record is from RefSeq and is a predicted model, not a curated record. Lineage: Eukaryota; Metazoa; Chordata; Actinopteri; Syngnathiformes; Syngnathidae. Gene Ontology annotation, molecular function: DNA-binding transcription factor activity; RNA polymerase II cis-regulatory region sequence-specific DNA binding. Gene Ontology annotation, biological process: regulation of transcription by RNA polymerase II. The transcript has 3 exons. The coding region runs from base 214 to 1965 and encodes 583 amino acids.